AUGUCAGGCCUGGGCGAAACGCGACGUGUAUGCCGUAUUCGUUUGCCAAAGAUUCCCCUGAAUAUGCAAGCAAAUAGGCACGCAAUGGGUGUGUGCUUAGCAGGAGCGCUGUUUGCCGGUGGCUGGUGGCUUUUUUUUGAUGCAUGCAUUCGAUCGGGACGUCUCAACAUGUCGACGCCUGCGCCUUUACCUUCACCAGUGCCGCAACCACGGCCAGGCGAGCCAAUUCCGCAGCCAAAACAUGGUGUAUUUAUCAAGUUCGAUGAUUGGGUGCCAGGACUUUGCGCAACGAUCGGCUUGAGCAUCGUUAAUUUAGUCGACAAGCGACACCUCAUGGAUGAGGACGGCACUGGACAGAUCGGUGCAUGGCAAGACGAUCCUGUCAUGUGGCGAACACGUACGUGGCUCUUUAUUGGCUUUGCUUUCCUGGCAGGGGGUAUCGCUGGGAGUCUAGCGAUCCUGAUCAUCAAGUAUAUGAUGAACCCUGAUGCAGUGGGAUUCGUGGAAUUUGGCGUCGCGGGUGUCCUGCAGAACCUGGCGAUCAUGGCAUGUGCUAUGGUUCUUUGGUUCAGCCAACAUGUAGAAAGCGACUAUGAGUACAACUUGACACUAUAG
Messenger RNA from Malassezia globosa CBS 7966, 615 nucleotides. RefSeq lists its product as uncharacterized. Lineage: Eukaryota; Fungi; Basidiomycota; Malasseziomycetes; Malasseziales; Malasseziaceae. Gene Ontology annotation, biological process: protein targeting to vacuole; late endosome to vacuole transport via multivesicular body sorting pathway. The record is from RefSeq and is a predicted model, not a curated record. The coding region runs from base 1 to 615 and encodes 204 amino acids. The transcript has a single exon. Gene Ontology annotation, cellular component: Vps55/Vps68 complex; fungal-type vacuole membrane.